AUGUUGGCAACGAGACAGGUCCUCGGGAAUGUCACCCGCUCGCGGGUCGCGGCCAGCCUGGGCCUCCGCAGGACCAUGGCCACCGUCAACGACUCUGCCCUCGACAGGAAGGUGAAGCAGAACAACUUGGAAGAGGGCAACUUCAUCAACUACAAGAAGAUGUCCGAGAACCUGGCCAUUGUUCGCAGCCGUCUCAACCGCCCCCUCACCCUCGGUGAGAAGAUCCUGUACUCCCACUUGGACGACCCCCACGGCCAGGACAUCGAGCGCGGCGCAUCCUACCUCAAGCUGCGUCCCGAUCGUGUCGCCUGCCAGGAUGCCACCGCCCAGAUGGCCAUCCUCCAGUUCAUGUCGGCCGGCCUCCCUUCGGUCGCCAACCCUACCACUGUCCACUGUGACCACUUGAUUGAGGCCCAGAUCGGCGGUGCCAAGGAUUUGGCUCGUGCUAUUGACAUCAACAAGGAGGUCUACGACUUCCUGUCCACCGCCUGCGCCAAGUACAAUAUCGGUUUCUGGAAGCCCGGUUCCGGCAUCAUCCACCAGAUCCUGCUGGAGAACUACAUCUUCCCUGGCGCUCUAGUAAUCGGAACUGACUCACACACCGUGAACGGCGGAGGAUUAAACGCGCUUGCCAUUGGAGUUGGUGGUGCUGACGCUGUCGAUGUCAUGGCCGGUCUCCCCUGGGAGUUGAAGGCGCCCAAGUACAUUGGUGUCAAGCUUACAGGACAGAUGUCAGGAUGGACCGCGCCCAAGGAUAUUAUCUGCAAGUUGGCUGGCAUUACCACCGUCAAGGGUGGAACCGGCUCUAUCGUGGAGUACUUCGGACCGGGAGCAGACACUGUCUCAGCUACAGGAGCGGGUACAGUCGCUAACAUGGGCGCUGAGAUUGGUGCCACCACUUCCGUUUUCCCCUUCAGCGAGAACAUGCACAAGUACCUUGCAGCUACUGGACGUUCUGAGAUCGGCGACUUCGCCCGCGCGUACGCUCACGAACUCCGGCCCGACGAAGGCGCCGAGUACGACGAGGUCAUCGAGAUCAACCUGUCCGAGCUCGAGCCUCACAUCAACGGCCCCUUUACCCCUGACUUGGCCACGCCCAUCUCCAAGUUCAGCGAGGCUGUCAAGGCCAACGGCUGGCCCGAGGAGCUCAAGGUCGGUUUGAUCGGCUCUUGCACCAACUCGUCGUACGAGGACAUGACCCGUUCUGCCUCGAUUGCCCGUGACGCUCUCGAGCACGGUAUCAAGGCCAAGGCUGCCUUCACCGUCACUCCUGGCUCCGAGCAGAUCCGCGCUACCAUUGCCCGUGACGGUCAGCUCCAGACCUUCGAGGAGUUCGGCGGUAUGGUCUUGGCCAACGCCUGUGGUCCCUGCAUUGGUCAGUGGGAUCGUCAGGAUGUCAAGAAGGGUGAAUCCAACUCCAUCAUCUCAUCUUACAACCGUAACUUCACCGGCCGAAACGACGGCAACCCUGCCACCCACUCCUUCGUUGCCUCUCCUGACAUGGUUGUCGCCAUGACCAUUGCCGGCUCUCUCCACUUCAACCCCCUGACCGACAAGCUCAAGGACAAGGACGGCAAUGAGUUCAUGCUCCAGCCCCCGACCGGCGACGGCCUUCCCAACCGCGGAUACGACCCCGGCACCAACACCUACCAGGCUCCUCCCAAGGACCGUGCCUCGGUUGAGGUCGUGGUUGCCCCCACCUCUGACCGUCUCCAGAAGCUUUCUCCCUUCCAGCCCUGGGACGGCAAGGACGCAACCGACCUGCCCAUCCUCAUCAAGGCCCAGGGCAAGACCACCACCGACCACAUCUCCAUGGCCGGCCCGUGGCUCAAGUACCGUGGCCACUUGGACAACAUCUCCAACAACAUGUUGAUUGGUGCCAUCAACGAGGCCAACGGCGAGGCCAACAAGGUCAAGAACGCCGUGACUGGCGAUUGGGACGCCGUUCCUGCCACUGCCCGCGACUACAAGUCCAAGGGCAUCAAGUGGGUUGUCAUUGGUGACUGGAACUACGGAGAGGGUUCUUCCCGAGAGCACGCCGCUCUCGAGCCCCGCCACCUCGGUGGUCUUGCCAUCAUCACCCGAUCCUUCGCCCGUAUCCACGAGACCAACCUGAAGAAGCAGGGUAUGCUUCCUCUGACCUUCGCCGACCCUGCCGACUACGACAAGAUCAAGCCCGAUGACAAGGUCGACAUCCUCUGCACCGAGCUCGCUGUUGGCAAGCCCGUCACCAUGCGCGUGCACCCCAAGAACGGCGAGACCUUCGAGGUCAAGCUCAACCAGACCUUCAACGAGCCCCAGAUCGAGUGGUUCAAGAACGGAAGCGCCCUGAACACCAUGGCCAAGAAGGCCAAGAACUAA
This is a messenger RNA of Neoarthrinium moseri, 2361 nucleotides long. RefSeq lists its product as uncharacterized. The transcript has 5 exons. The record is from RefSeq and is a predicted model, not a curated record. Bases 1 to 2361 code for a protein of 786 amino acids. Lineage: Eukaryota; Fungi; Ascomycota; Sordariomycetes; Amphisphaeriales; Apiosporaceae. Gene Ontology annotation, cellular component: cytosol; mitochondrion. Gene Ontology annotation, biological process: tricarboxylic acid cycle. Gene Ontology annotation, molecular function: aconitate hydratase activity; 4 iron, 4 sulfur cluster binding.